Molecule: messenger RNA, 4221 nt
Organism: Pelodiscus sinensis (Chinese soft-shelled turtle)
Lineage: Eukaryota; Metazoa; Chordata; Testudines; Trionychidae
Source: RefSeq, a predicted model, not a curated record
UCUAAUGCCCCAAUUGUUGGUGGACCCACUGAAAGCUGCUUGUGACCCCUUCCCCCUCCCCCAGGGAGCCUCAGACUCCUGAUUGAGAGCUGCUGAUACAAAUAAAAGAACAAGGAAGACAGCGAGUGGGUCACUGUGCGGUGUGAAUGGGGAGAAGACUAAAGGUAAUCUAGGAGCUUGUCAACUUCUUCAAGGAGAAGGUCAACCAGGCGUGAUGUAGCUGCUGCCUCUCUUGGAUUGUGAAUAUUCCUUCAGUAGGUCCAUUGACGGAUCCUCUUCCCUCAGUUCGUGGGCUGUGCUGAGCAAGUGUUGCUCCCAGGUCUCCACAUUGCUGUUUUCUCACAGGCAGCAGGAUGUGGCACGAAGCCCGGAAACAUGAGCGCAAGCUCCGUGGGAUGAUGGUCGAUUAUAAGAAACGGGCCGAGCGUCGGCGAGAAUACUAUGAAAAAAUAAAAAAGGACCCAGCCCAGUUCCUCCAAGUGCAUGGCCGGGCGUGUAAGGUCCACUUGGAUUCUGCCAUUGCUCUUGCAGCUGAAAGUCCAGUCAACAUGAUGCCCUGGCAGGGGGAUACGAAUAACAUGAUUGACCGGUUUGACGUGCGUGCUCAUCUGGACUACAUUCCUAUGUAUACCCCGCCACUGCUCAACCCAAUCUCUCCCGAGCAGGAGUCAGACGAGAGGAAGUGUAACUACGAACGCUACAGGGGCCUAGUGCAGAACGACUUCGCCGGCAUCUCAGAGGAGCAGUGUCUCUAUCAGAUCUAUAUUGAUGAGCUCUAUGGGGGACUCCAGAAGCCCAAUGAGGCCCCCCAGGCAAGCUUUGGAGGGCUUGCGGAGAAGAAGGCAUCGAUUGGCUACACGUAUGAGGACAGCACAGUGGCCGAGCUCGAGAGCUCCUUGGAGAAGCGGGGGGAUGAGGAGGACUCUGAGGAGGACAGCAACACGGACGAGGACGAGGUCAUUCCAGACAUUGAUGUGGAAGUUGACGUGGAUGAGUUAAAUCAGGAGCAGGUGGCUGACCUGAAUAAACAGGCGACCACAUAUGGGAUGGCCGAGGGCGACUUUGUCAGGAUGCUGCGGAAGGACAAAGAGGAGGCCGAAGCCAUUAAACACGCCAAAGCCCUGGAGGAGGAGAAAGCAAUGUACUCGGGCCGUCGCUCUCGCCGACAGAGGAGGGAGUUUAGAGAGAAACGCUUAAAAGGAAGAAAAAUCAGCCCUCCAAGCUACGCGCGGAGAGACAGCCCCACGUACGAUCCCUACAAACGGUCGCCUUCCGAGUCUAGCUCUGAAUCCCGCUCCCGCUCCCGCUCGCCUUCCCCCGGCCAGGAAGAGAAGAGCAGGUUCAUCACCAGCUUCGGGGGCAGCGACGAGGAGGCAGCUGCCGCUCAGGCCGGAGGAGUGCCCGGGAAGGCUGUCCCCCUUGGCAAGCCGCGCUCCACCCAAGUGCACCAGGGCAGCGCUGCAGCAGGUCAUAGCGUCUCCUCCCGACGACGUUCCUCCUCGUCCUCCUCCUCCCCGUCCACCUCUUCCUCCUCCUCUUCGAGCUCCCGCUCCAGCUCCCGCUCCCCCCGGGGCAGCCGGUACAGCUCCCGUCGCUGGUCCAGGAGCCAUUCCCGGUCCGGGGAGCGCUAUCGCCGGAGCGGCAGGGCAGGCAGACACUGGAGCAGUAGUCGGAGCAGCCGGAGUCCCAGCGAUUCGCGAAGCCGCAGCACGUCAGCUUCUCCAGCAAGAGAGAAACUGCUGAGGCCUGCAGCUUCCCCAGCUGUGGGGGAGAAACUGAAAAAGGCUGACACUGCUGGUGGUAAAGAGACAGGAGCUGCCAAACCAAAGCUGACUCCACAGGAGAAGCUGAAGUUGCGAAUGCAGAAGGCCCUCAACAGGCAGUUCAAAGCCGACAAAAAGGCAGCGCAAGAGAAGAUGAUGCAGCAGGAGCAUGAAAGGCAGGAGCGGGAAGAUGAGCUGCGAGCCAUGGCCCGGAAAAUCCGAAUGAAGGAGCGAGAGCGGCGAGAGAAGGAGCGGGAGGAAUGGGAAAGGCAAUACAGCAGGCAAAGCCGGUCCCCGUCCCCGCGAUACAGUCGGGAUUAUGGGUCGUCCAGGAGGCGUUCACGCUCCCGGUCCAGAAGCCCUCACUACCGCCAUUAGUGCGUGGGUCCCAGCGCAGCGCGGGUCCCGGUCCCCCUGCUGUGGCGGGCGCUGCAGGCCCCAACCCUGCCGUGUAGCAAAGCUGUACAUUGCUGUUCUGUUUUUAAGAUGCCAGCGUCGGAUAAUAAAAACAAAUCCUCCUUAGCUCUUGCAGCAGCCUUACGUUGGGCAUCUGGAAGGAGGCCUCAGCAAGGACCUGCAUCCUCGCCCAGGGAAACUGGAGCUUUCCUGCGACGCAGGGCGGGGGGAGCGGAGCCUUGUUCGAAGGGGAGUGGGUGAGUGAGCAGUGCGAGGCCACCAACGCCCCACCCUGGGAAUCGUCGCUGUGGGACAUAGCUGUCGGCUGUGCUUCCCCCCUCCGAAAGGCUGUGGCCUGCCCCUGCAGCCAGCAGGAAAGGGGGAGGAGUAAGGCUUGGAGGACAUGGAGGCUUAAGCUCUGGCUUUCCUAAGGAAGUGCCAGCUCUCUCCACCCUCUGCUGGAUGGGCAGGUGAAUGCUCUUAGGGUAGGCGGGCCCAGUGUGCUAAAAGGCCAGGCUCCUUCCAGGGCUCGGGGGUCUCCAUGCACUAGCCUGGGCCUUUUCUCAGACACAAGUUCCAUUCCAGUCGGGUGGCUGGACUUGUGGCUACUGAACUUAUAAGGUGGAAGUUUAUCCGCUGUAAGUUGGGUUUAAACUGAUGGACAAGUUUAAACCGGAACAACUUGUGUGUGUACAGGUCAGAAUCCAAACCAAGCGCCAGCUCUGGUAAUACAGCCUGCCAUUACCUCACUCCUUCAAUGCCUCCGUCCCACUGGGACGAGCCUGGGUCACAACACAAGAAUUUCAGUUCAUAGGACUUUGAGAGAUUUAGUCUAGUUUCCUGUACUCCUAGCAGGACGAAGUAUUAUCUGUACCCUCCCUGCCAGGUGUUUGUCUAACCUGCUCUUAAAAAUCUCCGAGGAGGGAGAUUCUGCAACCGCCCUAAAUAAUUUAUCCCAGUGCAUCACCACCCUGACAAAGCUUUCCCUAAACUGCCCUUCAGUACAAGCCCAUUGUUUUUGUCCUCUCCUAUUAGAGAUUUACGGAACAGUUUUUUCCCUCUUUGUAAAAGUCUUUUUGUCCUUAAAAAUGGUUCUAUCCCCUCUUUCUUCUCCAGACUAAAUUAUCCUCAUUUUGUUAGUCUUCCCACACAGGGCAUGUUUUCUAGGCUCUGAACCUUUGCAGACUACUGUAUCCCUUUCAGGAAUCUGACUUGUCUUGCAUUCCCCCAAGUUUCACCUCAUUUCAAAAAAAUACUUGCUUACAAAAUCAGACAUAAAAAUACAAAAUGUUCCAGCACUGUGGCUUACCUUCUCAUUUUUUACCAUACAAUUAUAAAGUAAAUUAGUUGGAAUAUAAAUAUUGUACAUUUCAAUGUAUACUACACAGCGGUAUAAAAAAGUUGUCGUAUGACAUUUUAGCAUGUGAUGAAUUGCUAGUGUCUUUAUGUAGCCUGUUAAACUAGGCAAAUAUCUAGAUGAGUUGAUGACCCUCAGGAAAAGCUCUGAGUACCCUAGGGAUACACGUAUCCCUGGUUGAGAACCACUGUUCUAGAACUUUCACCAUUUUUGUUGCUCUUCUCUACUUUCUUCUGUUUGUCCCUUGCUUUCAUGAAAUGUGGCACCUAGAACUGGGACACAGCAGAGUUCUAAUCAGCAGAGUAGAGCAGGAGAGUCACUUCUUGUGUCUUGCUCACAACACUCCUAUUUGUUUGAGCUGGCUGGUAAAACCUGUGGGGAUGAUUUGCAUGUUUAGGAUGUUAAAAACCAAUGGUUGUAACCUAUUUGAGUAGGGGGAAUCAAAUGGGCAGAAGGGGAGGGAAACUACAGGUCAACUUUUUAGACAAUGAUUACAGCAGAAAGUGAUAGUGAAUGUGUAUGGGUCAGUGUCUAACAGAUAAAGCACAAGAGAGUAUCCAAUGGUGUCUGCUGCAGCACACACACUAGGUGUGGAAGGAGCCAGCCACCCUGUUCCUGAUCUAUAAUAUGUAGAGAGAACACUGAUCAUGGGAGAUUUCAGGUGGAAUGACAUAUAUUAAAGAUCUCAUGCUGUCUGAAUUAAAA